ACAGAGCAAGACAGCAGUUCCUGUUUCAGUGGGUAUGUUAGCCUAAGCAGCGAGAGGGAUCCUGUCGAAACAAGGCAUUGUGUGUGAGGGUCCCGUCUUCUGAUGCUACCUGGACCGCCACAGAGACCGGGCCUGCUGUGGAAUUCCCACCCCUCAGAAAGAACGACAGCUGGGACAGAGAACAGACAGCAACGUCCACAUACAGGAGAAAUAAUAGCUUGGAAGUUCAUAGAGGUGGACUGGAAGAGAAGGGACAGUCCUGAAUGUGUAGUACAGUAGAAGCACCAUCUAUGUCAGAGAGUAACAGGGUGAUAGCUGCUUUUCUGUCCAUCCACAUCCACCUGGGCAAGAUUGAAUCAGUGUUGUCAACCCAGUGCCACGUCUCAAUUGUUGCUCAGUAAACAUGAGCGUGGUAUCUCUACCCAAAGGAAAGUCGGCCAGUAACCCCAUACACUGGAAACGGCAUCAUGCAAUGUGAUUGGUUUUGUUACAAACGCUAAAGAAUUUCAGAGGCAGCAUUCACUAAAACGGUGAUUUGCAUCAUUUGGAGAGAGCAAAUCUAAAGUAUUUUUAUUUUAUUUUUUUACCUUGGAAAUUAACAGUUUACAACCUUUAGAUUUUUGCUCCAAGAGAUUGGUCUGAUUACCUCUGGAAUCAUGGGGGCCACUGGUUAUGGAUACUAUCGUAUGGUUAUCUUCUUCUCCAUGUUUACUGGCUACUCCCUGUACUACUUCAACAGGAAGACCUUCUCUUUUGUCAUGCCCUCUGUGAUGGAGGAGAUUAAACUGGACAAGGAUGACUUGGGCCUGAUCACCAGUAGUCAGACCAUGGCCUAUGCCAUCAGUAAGUUCAUCAGUGGUGUAUUGUCCGACCAGAUCAGCGCUCGCUGGCUCUUCUCCAUUGGCCUCUUGGUGGUGGGGGGCAUCAACGUGAUCUUCUCAUGGUCUUCCACUGUGACUGUGUUUUCUGCUCUGUGGUUUGUCAACGGUCUGGGCCAGGGCUUAGGCUGGCCACCAUGUGGGAAGGUGCUGCGCAAGUGGUUUGAGCCGUCUCAGUUUGGGACAUGGUGGGCAGUGCUGUCCUGCAGCAUGAACCUGGCCGGUGGAUUGGGUCCUCUCCUGGCUAUGGUAUUGCUUCAGUACUACGACUGGAGGACUAUCCUGUCCAUGUCAGGCAUCAUCUGUGCAUCCUUUUCUGUCAUCUGCCUGGUGUUUAUAAAGAACGAACCCAAAGACGUGGGCCUGCCCAGCAUUGAGGCCUCAGCCAAGAAAGGAGUAGCCAACUGUGACAGUACUCUGAGUGAGUUCCUGCUGUCUCCAUACCUGUGGGUGCUGUCCCUAGGCUACUUGGUAGUGUUCGGGGUGAAGACAGCAUGCACUGACUGGGGCCAGCUCUAUCUCAUACAGGAUAAGGGCCAGACUGUCCUCAUAGGCAGUUCCUACAUGAGUGCCUUGGAGGUUGGAGGUCUGGUGGGCAGCCUCGCAGCUGGCUUCCUGUCUGACAGGGCUGUUGCUAGGCAAGGUUUGGGUACCCAUGGUAACCCUCGCCAUGUCCUCCUGCUCUCCAUGAUGGCUGGCAUGUUUUUGUCCCUAUACCUGUUCCGUGUCACUAUCACAGCUGAGGCCCUAAAGGAAGCUCCCGUCUGGGUAGUGGCCCUUCAUCCUCUCUCUGUCCUUAUUGGCCUGUCAGAGAAAGAGAUCUGGAUACUUUCCCUGGGUGCUAUGUUUGGAUUCUCCUCUUAUGGACCCAUCGCAUUGUUUGGUGUGAUAGCCAAUGAAAGUGCUCCAGCAAACUAUUGUGGGUCCUCCCAUGCCAUCGUAGCUCUCAUGGCCAAUGUUGGGGCUUUCUUUGCGGGACUCCCCUUCAGCACCAUCGCUAAAUACUACAGCUGGGACAUGGCCUUCUGGGUAGCUGAAGUGACCAUUGCCGUGACGACAGUCAUCUUCUUUCUGUUCCGUAACAUUCGCACCAAAAUGGGCCACAUCCCCCAGAAAAUGGAUUGAUUGAUCUCUGCAUCUCCUGAGCUAUGCACAGGUUCCUGCUGUGUGACUGGGUGAAUAUUCUACAGCAAGGGUUGUUGGACUGGCUGCACAUUACAUAGCCCCUAAAGUACACCUCCUAUCCCUGGAAACACAACACUGUGUCAAAGUGAUCUCACCUCCAGACGUUUUAGAUGUUAGCAACCAUGUUUUCUAAAAGGAUACUUUGCUACACUUUAGUUUGUCAUUUAAUACACCGUCAGAAUCAAACUCCUCACAAGCCGUACAGUUCUAAGCACCUAUGGAAUCUACACCUACGGCAUCCACUCACAGUAAUGACUUCCAAAAGUAUAGUAUAUCAUGUAGGCCUAAGUCCUAAAUUUCGAAUAAUCUGUUCUCUUACCACUUAUUUAGUCGGUAUAAUAACUAAUAUUAUUUGAAGCAUGUUGUUGAUACACAGUGACUCUGCUGUCCAUUGCAUAGAUUGCCUUCAGUGGAUGCCAAAUGUCUUGAAGUUCCCGAAUGCUUCAUUGAUGAGCCAGCAUUAAAACUAUGUAUGUAUAGAAAUUUGCACAAAACGGUCAUGUUUGACGAUCACAGUAGUAUUUCCCUUUCACUAAUUCUUCAUUUAUAAAAUAAUGUUCAGUCAGGAAAAUAGAUACUUUACGACAAACACGACAUCUAUUUUUGAUGACAUACUGGCUUUACUAAAUGGACUUUUAAAGUUUAGAGAUCUUAGCUAGUUGUCUAUGAAAAUAUUUAAAUGCAUCAACCUAAAAGGGAUAGUUCAGGAUUUUGGCAUUGAGGCCCUUUAUCUACUUCCCCAGAGUCAGAUGAACAUUUUCAUGUAUCUACGUGCAGUUUGAAGGAAAUUGCUAACUUAAGGUGAUGUAGCUGUGUGAAAAAAAUGUAUAAUCUAUGGGGGUGAAAAAUAUUUAGGCUAACUAUAAUUUUUUUUCGCUAUUGUUGUUUCAAAUACUGUUAUUAUUACACAGAGAUUGAUUUCCCCUACACAUUUUUCAACAUACAGUGGGGCAAAAAAGUAUUUAGUCAGCCACCAAUUGUGCAAGUUAUCCCACUUAAAAAGAUGAAAGAGGCCUGUAAUUUUCAUCAUAGGUACACUUCAACUAUGACAGAAAAAAUGCGGGAAAAAAAUCCAGAAAAUCACAUUGUAGGAUUUUUAAUGAAUUUAUUUGCAAAGUAUGGUGGAAAAUAAGUAUUUGGUCACCUACAAACAAGCAAGAUUUCUGGCUCUCACCGACCUGUAACUUCUUCUUUAAGAAGCUCCUCUGUCCUCCACUCGUUACCUGUAUUAAUGGCACCUGUUUGAACUUGUUAUCAGUAUAAAAGACACCUGUCCACAACCUCAAACAGUCACACUCCAAACUCCACUAUGGCCAAGACCAAAGAGCUGUCAAAGGACACCAGAAACAAAAUUGUAGACCUGCACCAGGCUGGGAAGACUGAAUCUGGAAUAGGUAAGCAGCUUGGUUUGAAGAAAUCAACUGUGGGAGCAAUUAUUAGGAAAUGGAAGACAUACAAGACCACUGAUAAUCUCCCUCGAUCUGGGGCUCCACGCAAGAUCUCAGCCCGUGGGGUCAAAAUGAUCACAAGAACGGUGAGCAAAAAUCCCAGAACCACACGGGGGGACCUAGUGAAUGACCUGCAGAGAGCUGGGUCCAAAGUAACAAAGCCUACCAUCAGUAACACACUACACCGCCAGGGACUCAAAUCCUAGAGAGCCAGACAUGUCCCCCUGCUUAAGCCAGUACAUGUCCAGGCCCGUCUGAAGUUUGCUAAAGAGCAUUUGGAUGAUCCAGAAGAAGAUUGGGAGAAUGUCAUAUGGUCAGAUGAAACCAAAAUAUAACUUUUUGGUAAAAACUCAACUCGUUGUGUUUGGAGGACCAAAGAAUGCUGAGUUGCAUCCAAAGAACGCCAUACCUACUGUGAAUCAUGGGGGUGGAAACAUCAUGCUUUGGGGCUGUUUUUCUGCAAAGGGACCAGGACGACUGAUCCGUGUAAAGGAAAGAAUGAAUGGGGCCAUGUAUUGUGAGAUUUUGAGUGAAAACCUCCUUCCAUCAGCAAGGGCAUUGAAUAUGAAACGUGGCUGUGUCUUUCAACAUGACAAUGAUCCCAAAUACACCGCCCAGGGCAAAGAAGGAGUGGCUUCGUAAGAAGCAUUUCAAGGUCCUGGAGUGGCCUAGCCAGUCUCCAGAUCUCAACCCCAUAUAGUAAGUCUUUGGAGGGAGUUGAAAGUCCGUGUUGCCCAGCAACAGCCCCAAAACAUCACUGCUCUAUGGGCCAAAAUACCAGCAACAGUGGGUGAAAACCUUGUGAAGACUUACAGAAAACGUUUAACCUCUGUCAUUGCCAACAAAGGGUAUAUAACAAAGUAAUGAGAAACUUUUGUGAUUGACCAAAUACUUAUUUUCCACCAUAAUUUGCAAAUAAAUUAAUUGAAAAUGCUACCAUGUGAUUUUCUGGAUUUUUUUUCUCAUUUUGUCUGUCAUAGUUGAAGUGUACCUAUGAUGAAAAUUACAGGCCUCUCUCAUCUUUUUAAGUGGGAGAACUUGCACAAUUGGUGGCUGACUAAAUACUUUUUUGCCCCACUGUAUAGUAAUAUCAGAAUCACCCAAGUUCUGUAGCCUAUGCUGUUGCGGAUGCAACACUUUCUGGCUGUGGGCUAACCUGGGACAUUUCCGGAUUGCCAAAAUCCCGAUUCCCGAACUAUCCCUUUAAUAAUGUGAAGUCUUGAAAGCAUUAAAGUAUGCACACAGUCCAAGUGUUUGUCACAGGAUACUGUUUUGUCACUACAGGUUUUGUUAUUAGACAAUGUGGUCACAGAUGCUGGGUUUACACAGGUAUACCAAUUCUGAUCUUUUCCCCAAUUAUUGGUAGAAGAGCUGAUCUGAUUUGUGAAAAAAUAUCAGAAUUAGAUUUCUGAGCCUGGUCCCAUACUGUAUGAGCUGUGGCCAACUCUUCUAUGUUUGCAUUUACACAGGCAGCUCAAUUCUGAUGUUUAUUUCUUCACUAAUUAGUCUCUGAAAUAGAUCAGAUAUUGUUUUAUAGCUGAUUUGAUUGGUCAAAAUACCAAUUAGUUGGGGGGGAAAUAUCCUAAAUGGGCUGCCUGUGUAAAUGCAGCCAAAGAGGCUGGAACACCAGGCUCGCAUCAUCCUGAUAUUUUCACCAAAGUAUGAAAUGUUGCAUUUAUACACAGGUAGCCUAAUUCUGAUCUUUUGCCCAAUUAUUGGCAAAAUAGCUGAUCUGAUUGGUCAAAAUACCAAUUAGUGAAAUAAAAAAUCAGAAGUGGGCUGUCUGUGUCAACACAUCCACUGGUUACAUUCCCCUGCUCAGACGUUGCAUGCAUCAAGCAAUAGCUUCGUUCCGCGUCAUCGACUGUCAUUGACUGACAGAUUGCUAUAACAUAUGAUGUGGUUAGCUGAUACUUAAAAUACCUAUUCAGGCUCUGUAAGAUCUGGCAUGCAUCAGCAACGCCUGGGCUGAGCAAUGCGCCCAAUGGUUGCGUUUACACAGGCAGCCUUAUUCUGAUCUUUUGCCAAUAAUUGGUCUUUCGGCCAAUCAGCUCAGCUCUUUAUCCAUUAAUUAUAGUAAUACUGUGAAAUUGUGAAAAUUAUGAUAAUGCCAUUUUUUUGUGUAAGAGCUGUUUGAAAAGACAGCCUGAAAUUUCAGCCUGUUUUGGUGGAAUGGAGUUUUGGCCUUCCUGGUGUUAUCACCAGGCGGUAAAUUAGUUAAUAGACCAAUAAGAAAGAGUUACAGACAUCUUGGCUAAUAACCGCUACAUUGACAGUUUUCCCCUCUCAGACAGUCUUAGCUAAAUUCUUACUUGAGAAAUUGCUCUUUGCUAAGAAGCUAUUUUUGUUUGUUUUAAAAUGGUAAACAAAUAAUCACAGAAAGGUACUUGUACCCAGAAAUUAUUUGAUAUUGGGAUAAAAAUGGCUGCAUUGGACCUUUCCACAAGCAGUUUAUAAUUGAAAAAUAUUUAUCUCACUAUUCUGUGCCACUCAGGCAUAUUUGUGUAACUGGAAUUAUUGAAAUGAUAAGGAAAACUAAUAAAGAGCAAUGAAUGUA
Molecule: messenger RNA, 6068 nt
Organism: Oncorhynchus nerka (sockeye salmon)
Lineage: Eukaryota; Metazoa; Chordata; Actinopteri; Salmoniformes; Salmonidae
Product: glucose-6-phosphate exchanger SLC37A4-like
Exons: 10
Coding region: 657-2003 (448 amino acids)
Biological process (GO): glucose-6-phosphate transport; phosphate ion transmembrane transport
Cellular component (GO): endoplasmic reticulum membrane
Molecular function (GO): glucose 6-phosphate:phosphate antiporter activity
Source: RefSeq, a predicted model, not a curated record